Cucurbita moschata (crookneck pumpkin) is the source of this 3570-nucleotide messenger RNA. Its product is annotated as phospholipase D zeta 2. Bases 129 to 3446 code for a protein of 1105 amino acids. Lineage: Eukaryota; Viridiplantae; Streptophyta; Magnoliopsida; Cucurbitales; Cucurbitaceae. Gene Ontology annotation, molecular function: D-type glycerophospholipase activity. The record is from RefSeq and is a predicted model, not a curated record. The transcript has 20 exons. Gene Ontology annotation, cellular component: plasma membrane. Gene Ontology annotation, biological process: intracellular signal transduction; phosphatidic acid biosynthetic process; phospholipid catabolic process.
AGAAAACCAUACGACGAACUGCUCAUCUUCCAAUUUCAAAAUUCACUUCAGUCAAUUCGUUGCAAGAAUUUCACUUCUGGCGACGUUUUCCUUCAUGAACUCUCUGUAAUUCACUUCGUUGAUUUGAUAUGUCGACGGAGAGAUUGAUUUCCAGUGGUACAACUCCGUCGGAAGCAGAGGCGCCGAGGUUGGCUUCAUCGUCGCAUUCGUUCCGGCAAUGUGGAGAACCAGCUAGGGUUUUUGAGGAGCUGCCGAUUGCUUCCAUUGUAUCGGUUUCGCGACCGGAUACUGGAGAUAUCAGUCCCUUGCUGUUGUCUUACACCAUUGAAAUUCAAUACAAACAGUUUAAAUGGAGCUUAGUGAAGAAAGCCUCUCAAGUUCUAUAUUUACAUUUUGCGCUGAAGAGACGUGCAUUUAUUGAAGAACUUCACGAGAAACAAGAGCAGGUUAAAGAAUGGCUUCACAACUUGGGAAUAGUAGACCAUACAGCUGCAGUCCAUCAUGAUGACGAGUCUGAUGAUGGGUUAUUUCCUUUGCAUGAUGAACAAACAACAAAAAAUAGGAAUGUCCCUUCUGUUGCUGCUUUACCCAUCAUUAAGCCAGCAAUGGGAGGACAGCGGUCCAUUUCAGACAAGGCAAAGCUAGCAAUGCAGGGUUACUUAAAUCACUUCUUUGGGAACUUGGAUAUUGUAAAUACUCGUGAGGUCUGCAAAUUUUUAGAAGUCUCGAAGAUGUCAUUUGUAAGAGAACACGGUCCGAAGUUGAAAGAAGGUUACCUAAUGGUGAAGCAUUUGAAACAGCUAACAGGAUCUGAUUCUAGUAUAAAAUGUUUUGCAUGUCAUUGGUGCAGUUGCUGCGUGUACAAUUGGAAAAAGGUUUGGGCUGUUUUGAAACCAGGUUUCUUGGCCUUGGUUGCUGAUCCCAUGGACACUAAACUCCUAGAUAUAAUUGUUUUUGAUGUUCUACAAACAUUAGAAGAAAAGGAGGGAUCCCAAGCAUGCUUAGCAUAUCAUGUCAAGGAGCGCAAUCCUUUACGUUAUUCAUUUAAGGUUAGAGGCGGAAAUGGAAAUCUGAGGUUCAGAACCACAAGUACCGCCAAAGUCAAAAAAUGGGUCUCAGCAAUUAAUGAUGCUGGGUUUGGAUCCAAAGAUGGUUGGUGCCACCCUCAUCGCUUUGGUUCUUUUGCUCCUCAGAGAGGUUUGAGUGAUGAUGAAAGCCAAGCUCAGUGGUUCAUAGAUGGCCGGGCAGCUUUUGAAGCAAUCGCUUGUUCUAUUGAGGCUGCAAAAUCUGAGAUAUUCAUCACUGGUUGGUGGCUUUGCCCUGAGCUUUAUAUGCGACGUCCUUUUCACAAUCAUUCUUCUUCACGGCUUGAUGCAUUGCUGGAAACAAAGGCAAAAGAAGGUGUCAAGAUUUACAUCUUAAUGUAUAAAGAGGUCCCUAUUGCUCUGAAAAUUAACAGUAGGUAUAGUAAGAAGAGGCUUCUAAAUAUUCAUGAGAAUAUUAAGGUACUACGUUCUCCUGAUCAUAUGUCAACUGGGAUUUACUAUUGGUCACAUCAUGAAAAACUUGUCAUCGUUGAUCACCACAUUUGCUUCAUUGGAGGUCUGGAUUUGUGCUUUGGCCGCUAUGAUACAAUGGAACAUAAAGUGAGUGAUUUCCCUCCUUAUACAUGGCCAGGAAAGGACUAUUACAACCCCAGAGAAUCUGAACCAAAUUCUUGGGAAGACACAAUGAGUGAUGAAUUGGAGCGGGAGAAGUGUCCUCGAAUGCCAUGGCAUGAUGUUCACUGUGCUCUUUGGGGAUCUCCAUGUCGUGAUAUUGCUCGUCACUUUGUUCAGAGGUGGAACCAUGCCAAGAGAGAUAAAGCCCCAAAUGAAGAAAAAAUACCUCUAUUAAUGCCUCAACAUGACAUGGUCCUUCCACAUUACAUGGGAAGAAGCACGGAGUUGAGUUUCAAAAAUGAAGGCUCAGAGCAAGAUCAUCAAAAGCAGAACACGGAAGAUUUCUUUUUCUCCUCAUCACCACAGGAAGAUAUUCCAUUACUUAUGCCUCAGGAAGUUGGUGGACUUCCAGAUUCUAACAUGGAAAGAAAUAGUCAAAUGAACAAGCAAAUGGAGAUACAAAGUAGUGCUAUGGAUUCUUUUCAGGCAUACAAUGUUGAAUCAUUGACCCAAUAUGAACAAGCAAAUGGAUUGUUCGAUGAAUUUGGAUUUUUGGAUGAGUUUGGUGAUUUUGGUCUUUCGAGGGAAGCUACUACUGAUACUCCGCCAUAUAUGAAAACUUCAGAUGAUUGGUUGGAAACCGAACAUGAAAGCAAUCAUGUUGUUGCUGUAAACGAGGUCAAAGAAAUCGGUCCUCUUACGACCACCAAUUGUCAGGUAAUAAGAAGUGUCAGCCAGUGGUCAGCAGGAACAAGCAAACCAGAAGCAAGCAUCCAUGCUGCUUAUUGUUCUGCCAUUCAAGAGGCAAAACACUUCAUCUACAUUGAGAACCAGUUUUUCAUAUCAGGUUUAUCAGGGGAUGAGACCAUCCACAAUCGGGUUCUGGAAGCACUAUACCAACGUAUAUGGCUGGCUCACAAAGAAAAACAAUGUUUUAGAGUUAUUAUUGUUUUACCACUCUUACCCGGAUUUCAGGGUGGUGUAGAUGAUAAUGGCGCAGCAACUGUUCGAGCCUUGAUGCAUUGGCAGUAUCGAACAAUUAGUUGGGAAAAAACUUCGAUAUUGUACCGUCUCAAUCUUCUCCUGGGUUCUAAAACACAGGAUUAUAUCUUGUUUUGUGGCCUCCGAUCAUAUGGCAGACUUUUUGAUGGUGGUCCAAUUGCCACUAGUCAGGUGUAUGUGCACAGCAAAUUGAUGAUAAUCGAUGACUGCAUUACCUUUAUUGGUUCCUCCAACAUAAACGAUAGAAGUUUACUUGGAUCCAGAGAUUCUGAGAUUGGGGUGAUUAUCGAGGAUAAAGAGUUUGUUGAUUCAUAUAUGAAUGGAAAGCCAUGGAAGGCUGGAAAAUUCGCUCAUAGUCUACGUUGCUCCUUGUGGUGUGAGCACCUUGGUCUUCAUCUCGGAGAGGUCAGUCAAAUCCUUGAUCCUAUAGUAGAAGCAACAUACAAAGAUUUAUGGAUAGCUACGGCAAAGGAAAACACAGCAAUAUAUGAAGACGUCUUUUCUUGCAUCCCCAACGACAACAUAAACUCAAGAUCAUCUUUACGCCAAAGUUUGGCCGAUUUGAAGUGCAAACUUGAUCAUAACACACUAGAUUUAGGAAUAGCUGCUGAGGAGAUAGAAAACCAUGAAAAUGGGGAAGUAAAGAUGAUAGAUCCAAUGGAGAAACUGAAGUGUAUAAGAGGACAUCUUGUCUGUUUUCCAUUGAAGUUCUUGUGGCAAGAAGAUCUCAGACCAGGCUUCAUUGAGAGUGAGUUUUAUGCUGCCCCUCAAGUUUUUCAUUGAUAUAUAUAUGUAUAUGUAUGUAUACUAUUCAUGCAUGAUCACAAGAUCACAAAGUUGAAGAUCGAACCAUCGACUUUUAGAAUGAUAAUCUGUGGGUAAAUAAUAUGUACAUAACCAUUCUUUU